CACUUGCAGUGUGUCAUGUUAAAUUGUAAUUGUAAAUGAAAUUGUGCACAACAAUAUUAUAUAAAUAAUCAUGCUUACCAGUGAAAAUUUCCGACAAACAUAUAAUCAUGAAUAUAUAAAUACAUAUAUAUACGUGAACGUGGUGAAAUAAGACCUUUUGUCUCUUACUAUGUAAAUAGAUCUAUCAAAAUAUAAUGGCAUUCUCAUUUAGAGCCGGCACUAAUUGGUGUCACGAUUUUCCGAAACUGGCCAGAGAGUCAGGAUUUUAUUUUAAUAUGCAUGGAUCCAGAGUACGAGUUGAUUGGAAUCGCAUAAACACUAUAGACAUAGAUAGACUCAUACGCGAGAGAGAUUUCUCAAGUAUUGAAGAAAACAUUAAUAACGUAAUAGAUUAUUCUCUGGAAAGCGAGUAUGAUGUCAAGAUUUUAGAUUCUAAUUUUGUUAAACUAUUCAGACUUGCACAACUAUCGGUCGAGUAUUUAUUAUAUUGUAAACAGUAUUUGGAUCAUAGCGUAAUAAUACUGAAAGAUGAAUUAAGACAGAAAAUAGAACAAAAUGUUAGUAUGAAAAAAGAAAUUGCUACUUUGGAAGAUACUAUAAAAAAUUUAAAAGAUAAAUCAAAGGAAAAACGUAAAUUAAUUGAAGCCAACAUUGGUGAAAUUUCCAAUGGAGAAAUUUUCAAGUGCCCACAUUGCCCAAAAACAUUUGUACGUGCUAUAUUUGUAAACGCUCAUAUAGCGCGUAAACAUUCGUAUGUAUCGGACAUGAGUGUAACAAUAUCGCCUGUGCAUGAACAUUAUCGAGUAGAAACGGAAAAAUUACACAAUGAGAUAAAAACAUUGAAAGAAAGACUCAAUCAAACUGAAAGAGUAAUAAGAAAUGAGUCUGAUAAAUUGCUGGAUAACACAGAGGAUUAUGCAAAAAAUACAAGUAAAAAUGAAUAUAUCAACAAAUUAGAUAGGUUUCAAGAGCAAAGAAAAUAUCAAGAAGAUAUAAAAAGUUUAAAAAGCAUGCUGUUUGAUGAGAUACAUGCACUAAGAGAAAAAGAUCAUGUCGUAAAUGAGAGCAUCUUGGAAACGAAUAUAAGAACUUUGAUCAGUCAACAAGAGAAAGAAAUUGAUGGUUUAAGAAAUCAACUUCUUGAAAGAUUGACUCCAGGUAUGGAAAAUAUGCAAAUUAAACUGCAAACUCAAGAAAAUUAUUGGAAAGCCAAGAUAGAGGAUAUGGAAGCUCAACAUCAUCAGGAUAUCGAAAGAUUGACCACAGAACUAAAAGUAACUCAGCAAACAGCUGAUCGUAUAAAAUCUGAGUAUGCAUCUAAAGUACAUGAUUUGGAAAAGCAGUCUAUGAAUCAAUCCAAUAUGUUGGUGGAACAAAGAAAGCAAUUAAAUAAUUUGUCACUUGAGAUUAAUAAUUCACAAACACAGAGCAAUAGUUAUAAGACUAGGAAAAAGGAUAUAGUAGAAGAAUUCCAUAAAUCUCCUUUGUUAAAAAUAAGACGCGCUAACAAUUGUAAUGAUACUGAAAUUGAUGGCAAGAAUUUAAAUAGUAUUGAACAUGCCGAGAUAAUCAUUGAAGAUGUCGGUAGUGAAUCUAGUCAAGAAUAUAGAGAUAAGCCAAUAUCAAUCGCAGUACAAUAUGAGCCUAAUAAAAAUGAUUCUAUAAGAAAUAAAGAUAACAAAAAACUUGAUUCUAGCAAGAUUGUGGAACAUGUUAUAAAAUCCAAUCUGAAAAAUACAGAAAAAACAGAAGUUAAAAAGUUAAAACAUAAAGUAAAACACGAUACAUUGAAUGAUGUAAAUAAAAUAACUGAUUGUACAAGUAAGAGCUUCAAUACCAAACAAAACAUUUGUGUUAAUGUAAAUAGAAAGUACCUAGAUAUUACAAAUGUUGAAAAAGAAAGAAUAUUACAUUCUAAUGAUAUGACAAAUGAUAAAAAAUCUGAGUUUUUGGAAAAGCAUAGUGUAAGUUCUAUUACAGAGUCUGAAUCUUCAUCAUUGAUGUCAGAAUCAAGAUCUGAUAGUGUGAGUGUUACAGAAGACGAUGACGUCACAGUAAAAAAAUAUGAAAUACCUAUAGUUAAGUCUCCCAGUAUCAGAAAGAUGUCAAUACAAGAAAAUGCACAAAGUAUGUUAGAUAACCGAUUGAGAGAUUUAGGAAUUGAUCCAGAGUGGCAGGGAAUACCUGCAGCAACAUUUAAGCAGAAAAUGGAAAUUAUAAAACACCAGCAAAAUAUUAAUGCAAAAAAACUAGAUCGAUACAAUCAAAUAAAACAAAAAAUACUUGAAAAUGUUCUUCAAAGAAUAUCAAUAAAUUGUAAUGAAUCAAAAUAUUCUACGCUUGCGAAAAAUUCUCCAUCAAAUAAAUCAGGUACUCAAGUGAAAUUAAAGGCUUGGAAAGCAUUUAGUAGUCACAAAGACAACGAUAAAUAUACAUCUAUUCAGAGAACAGAAAACACAACGCCUUCGAAAUUGCAUCUAAGACAGAAGAUUGACCUUCUUCCUAAAAGAUAUAAAGAUGACGAGACUUAUGAGAAUACGCGCGAAUCAAAGAGAAAUGAAGCAGAUAUUUACAUCAGUCCAAAAGUGGCUUCAACAUAUCCAAAAUUGAUUCGAAAUAUUUCCUCCGCGAGUUCUAUUGAAUCUCAGGAAGAUAUAAAACAGAUUCCAUCUACAAAGAUAAUUGUAUCUGAUAUUAAUAUGCGCAAAAUAAAUUCUCCGAUCAGAAAACAAGUAGUGUCGAAAUUUUCGGAAAAUAACGAUGCGGAUAAUACAAUCAUACAACAAGACGAUUCAAUUGUAUCUCCGAAAAAUAGUAAAAGUGUCCUAAAACCGAUGAGUGGUUCAGUUGGUAGUUUGGUAAAGAAAAAAGUUUUAUUCGAUUUAGAUGACAGAAAAGAGAAUACGAUGUUGGAAACCGAUCAAAGAAAGGACCAAAUGAAUAAUAAUGAUUGGAAUAUUUCGAGUUCUCCUGAGAGGAUAGAAUAUGGAUUACAGAAAGAGAAAUCUAUGAGCACGAGCAAUAUCAUCUUGAAAACUUCGCAAAGUGAUAAAAUCGCGGAAAUAUCAAAGAAGAUACAGGAACAAUUGAGCAUCGCAAGAAAACCACCUGCAGGAUCAGUUGAAACGAUUUUUCGAUCCAACACAAACUUACAGGAUCUAGCAAACUAUAAUGCAGAAAAUGAUUUAUUGAAAUCGAUCAGUCUUACGAGCUCGAUCUCAGACAAUCCAGUGCGAAAUAUUAUUACGAGUCCAAAAGCGAAAGGUAGUAUAGUUCCACAACCUGCCCCACGAACUCUGAAAGAUAAAGACCUUACUAUUGUCCAACAUAAAAGUGAAUUAAAGUACUCUGAUUUGGAUUCGGAUAUAGAUGAAAUCUUACAGAUGGAAUAAGAUGUUUUAUAUCAGGUGAGGCAACGUGUUUAUACCACGACCGGAUAUAGCGGAUUUAAAGGACGUUAUACAAUUGCCUUCUAAAUUCAAUUCCCGGAUAUUCAAACCGUCCAAA
This is a messenger RNA of Camponotus floridanus (Florida carpenter ant), 3507 nucleotides long. It is a transcript of the gene DZIP1, whose product is annotated as zinc finger protein DZIP1. NCBI's taxonomy places the organism in Eukaryota, Metazoa, Arthropoda, Insecta, Hymenoptera, Formicidae. The coding region runs from base 195 to 3392 and encodes 1065 amino acids. Gene Ontology annotation, biological process: cilium assembly. Gene Ontology annotation, cellular component: ciliary basal body; cytoplasm. The transcript is spliced from 9 exons. The record is from RefSeq and is a predicted model, not a curated record.